AAUGUAUCAAGAGACAAAAUCCGAGUCUGAAUACAAAAAAAUUGAUAUCGAAGAAACCAAAGAAGCUGGGCAGAAGAAAAUAGUAUCCCAUAAUUCUCCUGAGUCAAACCUGUGGAUCUACAUCGCCCUCCUAGCUUCAAUAUUCUUUGCAGUCAGUAGCUUCUUCAUUGGAGAUAUCUCCUCAAGCGGAGUACGUGCACGAGUUUUCCUAGGUAUCGGCAACGCAAUUGGCUCAAUUAUUUAUUUCAUUGUCGAUAGGAAAACCAAUGAAGCAGAUGGCCAAGGUGACUCUUUUGGUUAUUUUUAUGAUGAAAAUGGGAAAUUAAGAAGAUCUGUGGUACUUAUUGUGAUCACUGAUGUUAUCUUAUUGAUCCUUGGAGGCUUUGCAAUAGUAUUUGCCUUCGAAUACUGCCUUUAUGCAGACCUUAACCAAGGGAUUUUGACAACAAUGUUCUCAUUUGGAUCAGUGUUCACUUUAAUCUUGGCAUAUUUCAUAUUUAAUGAGAAGACUAAAGUCUACCAUCUAAUUGGAGUUGCUUUACUCAUAGCAUGUGCAGCAUUGAUUUCCUUAAGUGGACAAAGAACGAAAGACAAUUUUGUCAUAGUUGAAGGGGAAUUAGUUGAAAAAUCUUCAAAAAUUGUACCAAUCUCUAUUGGAAUCCUCUGAUCCGCAUACUUCACGUUGAGAACACUAUAUCUCAAGCAGUACAAUAAGAAAUACAAUGUGAGACCAGUUGAUUUCAUUUCUCUGACUACUUGAAUUGCAGGAGUGAUCCUUCUGGUUCCCGCAAUACUCAUCAUCCUAUUAGAAGGAGUCUCUUUAAAAUUCUGACUAUAUUCUGUAAUAGGAGGAGUACUCCAAAUUUUCGGAGGUUUCUGAGCCUAUUACGCUACAACUCAUGGACUUGCAGGACCAGCAGCUGCGAUCACUAUCAUCCAGGUCCCUAUCCAGACUCUCUUGGAUGUCUUCCUUCUCAAUCAGAUUCCUGUAGCUCUUGAAGUUGGUGGUGGUCUCUGUGGUGUCAUAGGAGCUUUAACAAUAGCACUUGGCCAGAGUAUCUAUAAUGUACUGAAGAAUGAUAAAGAUCAAUAAUUUUUAAAAAUUCAAUGA
Moneuplotes crassus is the source of this 1111-nucleotide messenger RNA. Lineage: Eukaryota; Ciliophora; Spirotrichea; Euplotida; Euplotidae. The record is from the annotation of a GenBank genome assembly.